AUGACUUUAGAACAAAUUGAAAAAUCUCCAAAUAGAGAUUACAAAUAUGUUGAAGUGCAAAAUGAAGAUAAAGAAUUGGGUCAUUGUGAACCAAAAAAGAAUUAUACUCGAGAAUACAUUAUAGCAAUAAUUUCAACACUUGGUACCAUUGUUUGUGGAAUACAAUUCACAUGGAUUAGUCCAAUAUUACCACAAUUAUUGUCUGGAAACUUCAAGAUACAAAUAACUAUGGCAGAAUCUGUAUGGGUUUUUGGUCUAUUACAAAUUGGUGGUCUUCCAGGAUCUAUAACGGUAUCAAUGAUAUCGAAUUAUAUUGGAAGGAAAAAAACAAUUGUUUUGACCGCAAUUCCGUUUAUAAUCUCAUCUAUUAUUCGUAUUUACGCUGAAACAGUGUUGCAUUAUUAUAUUGCACAAUUUAUAGGAGGUUUUAGUGUUGGUGCCAGUUUUGCAGUGGCAUCAAUGUAUAUCAGUGAAAUUUCCUCGCCAGAAAUCCGUGGAGUUUUAUCCAUUUUUAUUCAUUUUUCAAUUAGUGUUGGGGUAUUAUUUGUUUUUGUUUUGGGUGCGUAUUUACCGAUAGUUACUUAUUACUACGUCUUGGCAAUUUUCCCAAUUGUUCAGUUAAUUUUCACUUUAUAUUUACCCGAAACGCCGUAUUUUCAAGUGAUGAAACAAGAUUAUAAAGGAGCAGAAAAAACUUUAAAAUUUCUGCGAAAAAAAUCAAAUGUUCAAGACGAAUUAAAUCGCUUAAUUGAAGGCUAUAAGGAGGAAAUGGCGGAACAAAAGCAAUCAUUUUGGGAUCUGUUCAGGGAUAGAACCAAUCUUAAAUCACUGUUAAUAAUUGCUGUACUCACCAUGGCCCAACAAUGGACUGGUUCUACAGCAAUUUUUUCAUAUUCACAAGUAAUUUUUGAAGAUGGCCAUUCAAGUAUUUCAGCUCAAACAUGUGGAAUAUUAAAAGCAAUUCUGAAUUUUGUUUGUGCGUUUGUUCUUGCAUCGGUAAUAGAUCGAUUUGGACGGCGUGUUUUACUUUUGAUUUCUGCAAUAAUGACUCUUAUACCGUUGGCAAUGAUGGCUGUAUACUUUUAUUUACAAAACUACACAGAUUUCAAGUAUAUCGAACACUUUCGAUUAAUACCUUUAAUUGGAAUUUUAUCGUUUAAAUUUGCUUAUGGGAUUGGCCUAGGCGGAAUACCUUAUAUACUUUCAGGAGAAUUAUUUCCAACAAAGGUUAAAGCUUAUGCAUCCUCUCUAAAUUCAAUCGUCAUGACUGCAGUUGGUGUUCUAGCAAAUAAAAUGUAUCAAGUUGCUCUUAAAGAAUUUGAUUAUCCAGGUGCAUUUGGAAUGUUUAUGAUGUGGCUUCUUCUAGCGAUAAUAUUUAUCUAUUUUAUGGUACCAGAAACUAAAGGAUUAUCUUUGGAAGAGAUUCAAGUUAAAUUAAGAAAACCAAAUAAAAAAUAAAAACAUCAUUUAUAUGUAGAUAAUGAAAAAAAUGUCAGCAUCUUUUGAAUGUCGUUUCAGAUACUUUGUUUGAGAAGGUUCUCAAAAAAUCACGUUUUCUUAGAAUCAAUUUUUGGCAUUUUUAUGUUAAAUUAUUUACGAUAUUUUACUACGUGAGUAAGGGAGUGCGAGCACCAAGGAAGUUUUAGAUUUAGGGUUAAAAUUUUAUAGGUACCUUAUUU
Chrysoperla carnea is the source of this 1679-nucleotide messenger RNA. RefSeq names its product facilitated trehalose transporter Tret1-like. The transcript has 2 exons. Gene Ontology annotation, biological process: transmembrane transport. Lineage: Eukaryota; Metazoa; Arthropoda; Insecta; Neuroptera; Chrysopidae. Gene Ontology annotation, molecular function: transmembrane transporter activity. The record is from RefSeq and is a predicted model, not a curated record. Gene Ontology annotation, cellular component: membrane. Bases 1 to 1458 code for a protein of 485 amino acids.